GAGUAUGAUCCUACAAACUCGCGCACGAUAAGACUUUUUUUACCCUCCCCUCCGAGCUAGAAACGGUGAAGGCUUUGGAGCGUGAUGGGGACUAGGGAAGUGUACGAGGAGAAGCUCCGCACGGGCAAUCUUUAUCACGAUCCCACCAUAAACCCUGGCCUCGGCUCCCCACGCUGUCCCCGUUGCCUCUCCCUCAUAAACCCUAACUCGGCAAACGGGGAGUGGGCGAUCACUUCUGUGUUGCAUGAUGCGACUGCUGUGGCUGGUUCGGGGGCUGGUGCGAUGCUCAGUGCUGUCCACGGAUUCAAUACGGGGAUUCCAUUUCUCCAGAAGCAUGUGAAAGGACCCAAAUGGCUGCAUGUCUUUAUCGGGCUUCCUCCACUGCUCUUGUUUUCUGGAGCUAGUGCUGCAUUUGGAGCUUAUGCAGUUCCUAAGUUCGCUCAGCUCACUGUGACAUCCUAUUAUGCUGCUUCAAGUGCAUCACACCAUGCAAUAUCACAGGUCACCAGAUAUGUGGAAGGUGCACAUUCAUCUCGUGAUCAUCAUGAUAAUCCCAGAUGAUGAGCAUGCACAGCCCCUCUUUGCGGCAUAUUAAUCAACAGGUCGUGCCUCCCAAGUCCUUUUUAAAGAAAGCAAACUCCCUAAGGAAUUAUUAGAUGGAUGUGUAUUUUGUAUGCCUUCUUCGGUAUAAAUUUGUUGUAAUAUUCCUUAUCGGUUACCAGAUGUUUGAACCUAUGAUGUCUCAAAAUGCUGUUGUUAGUAUGCCUGUUCAGACUAUAAUCAAGUUCUCCGGAUCAGUAGGAGAUUGCCAA
Phoenix dactylifera (date palm) is the source of this 812-nucleotide messenger RNA. RefSeq lists its product as uncharacterized. The record is from RefSeq and is a predicted model, not a curated record. NCBI's taxonomy places the organism in Eukaryota, Viridiplantae, Streptophyta, Magnoliopsida, Arecales, Arecaceae.